Messenger RNA from Rotaria sp. Silwood1, 1167 nucleotides. Lineage: Eukaryota; Metazoa; Rotifera; Eurotatoria; Philodinida; Philodinidae. The record is from the annotation of a GenBank genome assembly.
AUGUCGAUGACAAAUAAUAUGUUAAAUAUUGUUGAAAAAGACGUUGAUAAAGCUAUUGAAUCAGUUCAAGAAUAUUAUAAUAAUAUUGAAAAUAAUAUUGAUAAUGUUAUUGAACAAAUUCAAAUAAUGAUUUCAAAUUCAACUGAUGAUCAAAUAAUAAAAACAAAUAUUCGUGAAACAAUAAAACCAUUUGCUAAACAAUAUAGUGAUAAACAUAAAGAUUUACAUGGUUCAAUAUCAAAAAUAGGUAAAACAAUUGAUAAAUGUUUUCAAUCAGAUUUUGGUAAUGUACCUAUAUUUGAAUUAUUUGAUAAACCUGAAAAAUUAAAAUUAAUUUAUAUGAUUAUAUGUGAAGAUUUAUAUCGACAAGGACGUAUGUCAAUAGCACAACAAUUAAUUGAAGAAACAAAUUUAAAAGAUAAUGAUUUAUUUAAUGUUGAAAAAAAUUUUUUAGAAGAAAUAAAUAUGAUUUUAGAAAAUUUACGUGAAAAAAAUCUUUUACCAGCUCUUGAUUGGUGUCAAAGAAAUAAAAAUGAAUUAAAUCAAACAGGAAGUUUAUUAGAAUUUCAUUUACAUAAAAUGCGUUUUAUACAAUUAUUACAAAUGGGAAAUUUUGAUGAAGCAAAAAUUUAUAUGUCAAAUUUAAGACAAUAUUCAAUUUUAAAUGGUCGAUGUGAACAAGCUGUUAAUGAAUUAAUGGGUGCAUUAAUAUUUGCUCAACGAGAUUUAACUAAAUCACCAUAUAAAUAUUUACUUGAACCACAUCUUUGGUUACAAUUAUCAGAAUUAUUUAUGCAACAAGCAUUUCAACAAGUUGGACUUUCACAAGAUAGUCCACUUUAUGUUGUUAUGAAAAUUGGUUUUCAAGCAUUACCUGCUCUUAUGAGCAUUGUAAAUGCUAUGCAAAAUACUCAAGUAUGCCAUAUAUUAUCCAAAGAUGAAUUACCAAUUGAAGUCGAUGUUGGUCAAGAACAUCGAUAUCAUAGUGUAUUUGCUUGUCCGAUUCUUCGACAACAAACAACAGAUCAAAAUCCACCAAUGAAACUUGUUUGUGGUCAUGUUAUAUCUAAAGAUGCAUUAAAUAAAUUAUCUAUACAAAAUAAACUUAAGUGUCCAUAUUGUCCAUUAGAACAAAGUCCGGCAGAUGCUCGGCAACUUUUCUUUUAA